UUUUUUUUUGAAAUACAAGAAAAUAUUUGAUAUCUCUCUUUGUGGUAGUGUGUGUGUAUUUUGUUUCGCUCUCCUUCUAAAUUACAUUUUCUCCUCUUCUCGUGUCGCAACUGUGAACUGUGUGUAGAGAGAAGAAACAAAAACAAUCGGAAAAUUAUUAUCUCACUUUUGAGUGGAAUUCAUAAGAAGCUAAGAAAAAAACAAACAUAGAUAAAGCGAGUGUUUGUGUGCGUGUGUGUGUGGGUUCAAAUAAUUCAAAAAGUAUGUAUGAAUGAAAGGGAAAACACUAAAAACAAGUGCAUGGCUUUGAGUGUUUCCUAUAUACUGUUUUUUUUUUUAUUAUGAGUUGUUAUUGAGUGAUUAUUUUCUAUCUUUUGUUUUGUCUUCAUAUUCCCACUCUAUUUAGUGAAUAUGUUAAAAUUGUGUAAAUUGAGUGUUAUCGUAAUUCUGUUUUGGGCUUCAUAUUCGGUCGUCUCUGCGUCUACACUCAUUUAAUUUUGAGUGAAAACUCAUGCUCCCCCUCUUUUUAUUUCACUCGGAUCAAUAUUGUUUUUUUUUUUUGUGUGAGAAAUUUUCACAGUUGGAGCGAAAAAACCAGAGAAUUGCUUCACAUACUUUUCUGUCUCGUUGACGGGGCGAGACCGUCAUCGUUAAUUCGUCCAGAAAUUCUUCUUCGUGAUUUAAAAUUUAUAUUAUUUUCUCUCCCUCCUGAGUGCUUGCUUGUUUCUCUCAAUUUCAAUUGUGAAUUAAUGAGCUGUUUUAUUAUAUUUUCAAUCAAUUUAUUUUGGAAAAUUUAUCUGUUUUUAAAUGAUUUGUGUGUAUAAAUAAAGAAAUUCUCUCUAUACCAUCGUCGUCGUUGGUCAAAAGGCGACGAAAACCUAGAAAAAACACGUAAUUGUUUUAUUUUUAUUCCUCUUUUCUAUUUUUUUUUUAUUGUUCACAAUCACAAUAGAAUUUCCCAUUGAAGAAAAAAUAAAAAUAAACCACAAAAGUGAGAGUAAAAAAAAAAAUUAUAUUUUUUUUUCUGUUUGAAAGAAAAACCCCGCAGUGUCCCUUGCAAAUAAAAAAGUGAAAUAUCAGAUAGAGAUUUAUUGUGGUGCUCGGUAUAUAAGAGAAUCAUAAGGAUUCUUCGGUCCUUCGUCGUUGUCGUUUGUCCCUUCUGUGAAUGGAUCAUUUUUCCUCCUCUUGAACGAACAUCGUCGUCGUCGUCUUCGGCUUGGCUCUCAAACAAAAGAAAAAAGAGAAUAGAUACGAGAAAUUGUGGAAAAACCGAUUGCGAAUAAGUAUGUCAUCUGCAUCAAGCUUAUUAGGGAUAACACAAAUGUCAAAUUUAAUCAAAAUCGGAUAUGUGCUGUAGGAAACUUAAUUGUUUCAAGAUAACCCAACAACAAUAGAAAAACAAAAAACCAUAACCAACUUUGCUGGAGAAUCAACUUCCAUUAUUAUUCCUAAGGCUUUCACUGAUCAAACAGAAACAAACUCAUAUAUUUUCCGAACUUCAAUUGCGGUAUAACCAUCGCCAUUUCUCUCCUUGUUAAAAAGUGAGAGAAAACACCUUACCACAAAAUUGAAUAAUAAAAAAAAAAGUUUAAAUAGAAAAUAUAUCAGCGCCAUCAUAAAAUACCAAAACGAAAGAAAAAAACAAUCCAACAACAAAAGAAUCCUUUCAAGUAUCUAAAAAUUUCUCGAACAACAACAACGUCUACCCUACAACAGAAAAACAAACCACCAUCAACAAAAUGCUUAAUCCAAAUCAUCCCGGCUCGUCCAGACGUCCAUUCUCUAGGAAUGCACAAGCACGAAAUCAUCGCGGACGUAUGCUAUUCUCUCCACAUCCUCAUCAUUCUCAAAGGAAUAAUAAUCACAAUCAUGGUCAGUGGUAUAAGGAUAUGGAUCCUUGGAAUUCACUUGGCGAUGUACAAACAAACAGUAAUAAUAAUUUAAACAAUAACAGUAAUAAUAAUAAUGGAAGUUGUCCCAAUACCAAUAGCAAAGAAAAUCUAUUCCACACCAACCACUAUAACCACAACCAAAACCACCACAAUCACCACAACACCUCUCAUAAUUUCCACCACAACCACCACCAUUCAAAUCCUCUGUCACCCCACAAUUACCAUAAUCACAAUUCUUUACAAUAUCCCAAUCAUAAUCCAAAUCCUCCUCCGCCUUUAUCAUCGUCCUCAUCAUCAUCACCAUCAUCUAAUUCAUCGUCAUCAUCAUUGUUGUCUUUGUCUUCCUCACAAUCCUCGCCGCCAAAUUCCCCUCCUGCCAAUUAUCAUUAUCAUCACCAUCAUCAUCAUCAUAAUCAUUAUCAUCCUGCACAUUCACCAACAUCUAGUACAACCAUUAUAUCCCCGCUAACAAAUCUUUCAACAACAUCUACUACUACUACUUCUGCUACUACUACCGCUUCCAAACUGCCAACAAUAAAAAAUUCAACAACUACAACAACAUUGAAAAAAAUCCUUACCACCAAUCCACAACCAACACAAAAUUCCCCGCUGUUAACAAGUAGUGGUAGUGGCUUUAUUGGUAACACUACUGAUGUUGUGAAUGUAAAUUCUUGUACUGACUUAAUUCCAAUCAAUAAUCAUCAUGCGCCUUCAACACAAUUUCUCCAACAACAACAACAACAACAACAAUGCCGACAUGAAUUGCAUCAACAAUUUCAACAACAAUUUCACCAACAAUUGCAACAACACCAUCAAAAUCAACAACAACAACAACCGCUCUCACCUCAUAUUAAUAUUAAUAUAAAUCUAAACAAUACAAUAAAUGUUAUAACGAAUAAUGUUGUUGUUAAUCCAACAACUGCCACUUCAUCAACGAUGUUCAACAACAAUAAUAACAAUAACAACAACAAUUCCAAUAACAACAACAACAUUUUAAAUAUAAAUAAUAAUAAUUCACUUGUACCUGUUAGUAAUAGUAAUAAUCAAAGAUCUCAACAAAUGAUACUGAAUAGAGCGGCUGGACCAAGUCAUUCAAAUAGUAUCAAUAAUAACAACAACAACAAUAAUGGUAUGAACCAUUCAAACAACAACAACAACAAUAUGGGUGGUGGUGAUCAUAUUCCAGUUAAUCGUCGUGGCCAUAUGAUGAAUAGCAAUAUGCCACCAAUGAUGAUGCAAGUUGACCAUCAUCGUCGUCACAAUAGCAGUGGCGGCAGUGGAAAUGGUGGAAGUAAUAAUUUUAUGAAUAUCAAUCUUGGUAAUAAUGGAAACACCAACAGUAAUAAUAAUAAUAAUAACAACAACAAUGCUAGCAAUAAUAGCGGUAAUGCAACCAGCUCAGGGUUAUUUGAUAGACAUAAUAUGCAUUUUGAGAGCCAUGGAAAUUCGAGAAACUCGGAACUGCACAUUGAUACCAGAUCGAAUGGAAUGAUGGAUAGGAUGAGCAACAACAACAACAGUAGCAGAAUCAUCAGUCCACAGCAUCAACAGCAGCAACAACAAAAUUACCAUCAUAAUAAUAACAACAACAACAAUAAUCAAAAUAUUAAUAGCAAUAAUAGUAGUAAUAAUAAUUUGAAUAGCAAUAGUAACAACACCCAAACACCAAGUCCAUUGUACUGCCCAAUAAAUAACACCAACAACAACAACAAUAGUAGCAGCACUGGUAGCAGCAACAACAACAACAAUAAUGAUCAUCCUCAUUCAAGUGGUGCAGCAGGGACUUCAAGCGGAAGCAGCGGUAACAACAAUGGCAACGGCAACAACAACGGCAUCAAGUCUGAUAGCCCAUCCAGGAAGCGCAGGCGCAUUUCAGCACGCAUGCCAAGCCAGUCGCCACCCGCAAUGUGGGAGCAACGACGUUCGCCACGCGUCCAAACGCAUUCGCAACAGUUUUACCAUUCACAGCCCCAAAUGCAACAGCAGGGCAGUCCACCAAUACGUCGUCCACGGCUCCGUGAGAACCAGGUACAUCCACAUUCACAUGCCGCUUUGCAUCACCAUCCACAGCACCACCACCAGCAAUCGCAGCAGCAACAACGUUCCCCAUGGGAAUUGUUGCAACAAACACCACCACCGGCACAGCCUCACCAGGCACCACCCCCACCACCACCACUAAUCGUGGACAUAAAUCAAGUUCCUGUUAGUUUGCCACUAAGGCACGAUCCCAUUUGGGCAUAUUCGUCCGGUCAGCAUACAUCAAUUUGUGCCUAUCCAGCGCCACCGCGUCUGGCACCUUGUCAGGUGGUUCACAGUGUAUACUCGCAGCCGUUUGCUCAAACCUGCAAUCUAGGUAAUCAUCAGUUUGGUACGUUCCCCUCAAGUGCUCCACCGAUUGCAGUGCCACAACCGCAACCACCACCGCCACCAACACAACCUCAUCAGCCCAGCUUCCAUCCGGCCCAUAUCCCUCAACAGAGGCCCGAUAGCAUUUCUCUUGAGUCGCUUGACCAUCACGGACCUCAUGGGCCACAUGGUCCACACGGACCACAUCCUCAUGCCCAUGCCCAUCCACACCCACAUCCAGCUGGGGCCGCAUCCUCGAUUCACAUUACACCGAUUACUGCGGCUGCCGCACACCAUAUGCAUUCCACAGCACAGGUGGCUCAAUUGUCAGCGGCUCCGCAGCAGAUUUUCAUCUCUACUGAGCGUUUCCUGCAGAGCCAUCCCAAUCAAAUUGAACUGUUCCGUCAGGCCCGGCGUACAUUCCCAGCACAGCGUCGCUUCGCUAGAUUCCACUGGCCACCAGGUGCCCAUCCACAUCACGCACAUCGUCAUCAUGCUCUGCCCCAUCAGGCUCUCGGUGGCCAGCAUCCUACACCGGUGCAAAUUCAAGCUGGCAUAAUUAAUCCAGGAUUUUUACUCAAUUUCCUUGCCAUGUUCCCACUAUCACCAUAUGGACAGCACGAGCUUAGCUCACCCGAUUCCAACGAAACUGAAAAUUAUGAGGCCUUGCUGAGCUUAGCCGAGCGUUUGGGUGAUGCCAAGCCACGUGGGUUGGCAAGAACCGAAAUUGAUCAAUUGCCAAGCUAUAAAUUUAAUCCAGAAACACAUACAGGUGAUCAAACAUCGUGUGUAGUUUGCAUGUGCGAUUUUGAAGUGAGACAAAUUCUGCGAGUUUUGCCCUGCUCGCAUGAAUUCCACGCCAAGUGCGUCGAUAAGUGGCUAAGGUCAAAUCGCACAUGUCCCAUCUGCCGUGGCAAUGCAUCUGAUUACUUCGAAGCUCACGAACAGCACUAAAUAGCAAAUAAAAGAAAUAAACAACGAUCCCUAAAAAAUUUCAUAAAAUUUAAAAACAGGAAAAAAAAACUUAUUAAUUUGCUCCCUUGCUAUAGCUCACUGUUUUAACAAAAAUUAUAAAACAAAACAAAAAUCAAAUAAAAUAUUUAUGUAUAAUGUAAAAUUUCAAAAAAAAAAAAAAAACAAAAAAAAAAUGACUAAAGCCCUAUAACUAAUAUAGGGUAUGUAACUAAACUUAAGCCCUCCUCCGUGUGAUGCCAUGCUUAAAGAAAUCUUCACCAAAUACAAAGAAUAAAAACAAAUUAAAAUUAAAACUUUAUAAUUCUACCACAAGAAAAAAAAACAAAAAAUUAAGAUUGAACUCACUACAUAAAUGUGUAUGAUGUAUUUUAACACUGAUAGGUAUAUAUAUAUAUAUAUUCUUAUUCGUAUAAUGUUUUAGUAACUUUUAAUAAAUAUAUUUAGCAAGAAAAAAAAAUUAAAAAAAAAAACGUAACAACGCCUCUACAUAGUUUUUAUUUGUGAACAAAAAAAAAAGAAGAAUUAUAUACAUUUUAAAGAAAAAUCGAUGUAAAAUAUAUAUUUCAAAAAAAGAAAAUCUAUGCUACAUAAAAAAGUACAUAAACAACAAGGACAUAAAGAAUUUAGCACUAUUUUAAUAAUUUUACUAGAAGUUAUAACAACUAAAAGAAAAAAAUGUAUAUUAAAAAAAAAAGCAAUCUUUUAACAAAAAAAAAAAAAAAACAUAAAUCAAGAUGCAAAAAAUAUAUUAUAUUAUGUACAUGUAUCGUGAGAAAAUUUAAUUUACAACAAAAAAUGCCAAUUUACUAUAAAAAAUUAUUAAAGCAAAAAAAAAAUUAAAAAAUUAAUAAAAAAAAACUAUCGUCGUUGUCGUGUUGUGUGAAAAUAAGAUUUGACAAAAAAAAUAUCUUAUAAGUAAAAAAUAUAAAACUUUGUAUAGGUGUACAAUAUAUAAUAAAUAAAAAUAAAACCAUAUAUAUAUAUAUAUAUCUAGCCCGAGAAAGUAUGCAAUAACAAAUAGUCUGUAAAUUAGUAAACAAAAAAAAACUAAAUUCGUAAAAAAACAAGUAAAUGAAAUCUCGCCCCCUUCCUGCCCUCCGCGCACAUAAACUUAUAACUUUAACAAAACAAAAAAAAUUACACAAUUUUCAAAAUGAAACAAAAAACAAGAAAA
Molecule: messenger RNA, 6387 nt
Organism: Episyrphus balteatus (marmalade hoverfly)
Lineage: Eukaryota; Metazoa; Arthropoda; Insecta; Diptera; Syrphidae
Gene: mura
Exons: 12
Coding region: 1740-5192 (1150 amino acids)
Source: RefSeq, a predicted model, not a curated record